AUGAGCCGCCCGCUGUGCAACCACUACGCCGCCCUCCUCUCCUCCGCCGCCGCCGGCAGCCACAAUGGCGCCCGCACCUCCGCCGCCAUCCACUGCCUCAUCCUCCGGACCGUCCCGCACCCGCCGCCCACCCACCUCCUCAACCACCUCCUCACGGCCUACGCCAGGUCCGGCCGCCACGGCCUCGCGCGCGCGCGCCGCCUGUUCGACGCAAUGCCGGACCCCAACCUCUUCACCCGCAACGCGCUCCUCUCGGCGCUGGCCCGCGCGCGGCUCCUCCCGGACAUGGAGCGGCUCUUCGCGUCCAUGCCGGAGCGCGACGCUGUCUCCUACAACGCGCUCAUCGCCGGGUUCUCCGGCGCCGGCGCCCCCGCGCGGGCCGCGGGUGCCUACCGCGCCCUGCUCGCCGAGGAGGGGGUCAGACCGAGCCGCAUCACGAUGUCCGGCAUGGUCAUGGCCGCGUCGGCGCUCGGCGACCGCGCGCUCGGCCGGCAGGUGCACUGCCAGGUGCUGCGGCUCGGGUUCGGGGCGUACGCGUUCACGGGCAGCCCGCUCGUCGACAUGUACGCCAAGAUGGGGCUCAUCGGGGACGCCAAGCGCGUCUUUGAUGAGAUGGAGGGCAGGAACGUUGUGAUGUACAAUACCAUGAUCACGGGGCUGCUCCGGUGCAAGAUGGUCACGGACGCGCGGGCGCUGUUCGAGACGAUGGCCGACAGGGACUCCAUCACCUGGACAGCGAUGGUCACGGGGCUGGCGCGGAACGGGCUGCCGGCGGAGGCGCUGGAUGUUUUCAGGAGGAUGAGGGCAGCAGGUGUCGGCAUUGAUCAGUACACUUUUGGAAGCAUCCUGACGGCCUGUGGCGCCCUUGCUGCCUCGGAAGAAGGGAAGCAGAUCCAUGCCUACGUAAUCAGGACACUGUAUGAGGACGACGUGUUCGUCGGAAGCGCGCUCGUUGACAUGUACUCCAAGUGCGGGAGCGUCAGGUCAGCGGAGGCCGUCUUGAGGAGGAUGACGUGCAGAAACAUCGUCUCGUGGACCGCAAUGAUCGUCGGCUACGGGCAGAAUGGGUGUGGCGAGGAGGCUGUGCGGGUGUUCUCGGAGAUGCAGAGGGAUGGCAUUAAGCCCGAUGAUUUCACUCUUGGCAGUGUCAUCAGUUCUUGCGCUAAUCUAGCGAGCCUGGAAGAGGGGGCUCAGUUCCACUGCGUGGCGCUCGUAUCGGGGCUGAGGCCGUACAUUACGGUGUCUAAUGCGCUGGUAACCCUGUACGGGAAGUGCGGCAGUAUCGAGGACGCGCACCGCCUGUUUGAUGAGAUGACGGUUCAUGAUCAGGUGUCAUGGACAGCCCUCGUCACGGGUUAUGCCCAGUUUGGGAAGGCAAAAGAAACGAUGGAUCUGUUUGAGGAGAUGUUGUCUAAGGGUGUGAAACCGGACGGCGUAACGUUCAUCGGUGUCCUUUCUGCUUGUAGCCGUUCAGGGCUUGUGGAGAAAGGCCGCAGCUACUUCCAGUCCAUGCAGGAGGACCAUGGUAUUGUACCCUUAGAUGAUCACUACACCUGCAUGAUUGACCUGUAUAGCAGAUCAGGGAGGUUGAAAGAAGCUGGGGAGUUCAUAAGGCAGAUGCCACGCUGUCCUGAUGCUAUUGGAUGGGCGACAUUGCUGAGCUCGAGCAGGUUGCGUGGUGAUAUGGAGACCGGGAAAUGGGCUGCUGAGAAUCUCUUGAAAGUUGAUCCUCAAAACCCAGCGAGUUAUGUAUUACUAUGCAGCAUGCAUGCUUCUAAAGGUGAAUGGAGCGAGGUUGCCCAGCUUAGGCGUGGGAUGAGGGACAGGCAAGUGAAGAAAGAACCAGGCUGCAGCUGGAUCAAGUAUAAGAAUAAAGUCUACAUAUUCUCAGCCGAUGACCAGUCUCACCCCUUCUCCAGAACAAUUUAUGAAAAGCUACAAUGGCUCAACUCUAAGAUGGUGGAAGAAGGGUACAGGCCUGAUGUCAGUUCAGUGCUGCAUGACGUAGCGGAUUCUGAGAAGGUUCAAAUGCUCAGCAAUCAUAGCGAGAAGCUUGCAAUUGCAUUUGGCUUAAUUUUUGUUCCACAAGAAAUGCAGAUUCGGAUUGUCAAGAAUCUACGGGUAUGUGUGGAUUGUCAUAAUGCUACCAAGUUCAUAUCUAAGAUAACUGGGCGUGAUAUUCUUGUGAGAGACGCUGUCAGAUUUCACAAGUUCAGCAAUGGCAUUUGCUCAUGUGGGGACUUCUGGUAAUUCCGCUGUCUAACACGCUAACUUCAUACAUGAUUCAAGUUGAAAUAUAAGUGAGAAGUGCCACUGGAAGAGAAACAAGAAAUGUUGAUCAAAGACUUCAAAGCGAAGGAUCGAUAACAUGCUUGGGCUGCCAGCUGGCUUUGUGGGGGCAGAGCAAGAGUAAAUCCUGUUCCCUGCAGGUGCAGGGUUCAAAGAGAAGUGCCAAACUGAAUUUGCUAACAGCAGUUAUAAGGGAUUAACGGUUAUGCACGACACUGAAUUGAUCCUUAUCUCAUGUUCAAUUUCCUGUCGAGCAACCGAAGUAGAAAGGAUAUGCACGCCUGCCCAAUUGAAAAGAAGGCUUUAUUUUCGCUGUGUUUGAGAUGUGCCUCAAGUCCAUCAACGCGUUGAGCUGCCAUCUACAUAGUUACUACAGUAUUAUAUUGACAGAAUCCAGAAACAACAUUGAGCAAGUCAAUGUGAGUUCUGGACGAAUAUCUCGUCGGACUUUUUAUGAUGUGCCUGCUCGUGCCUGUAAGGAUGCAGGAAUAUUGAAUCAUGUGGAGGGGCGCUGGGAAGAACUCACUGGAGAAAUGCUCCUGAAGGAUAGUUAUACUGCAACAGAAUAUCAGGAGUGUCAAAAGUCACUGACUGGAUGCCCAAGAACUCCAGAUCAUGGCCAGCGAAGCCAUGUAGGCCUGAUUGUAGGAGGUGUCCAUCUCAUGUAUCGCGAGGCUAGUGGCGGUGACUCGGGCACCGGUGGCAUUGUUGAAGAGGUACACCCCGGCGUUGGCGUAGAUGGCCUCGGUUGGGUACACUCGCGAAGUCACUGUCGACCUCCCGCCCUGUGCAAAGCUCUCGACAAUGGAGUGGUCCACCAGUACUCUGAUGGAUAGCGCCUCACCAUCAAGCACCGGCACGACGUUACCGACAACCCUCUUCACAAUGUCGUUGGCACGCGAUGACCGUGACUCAUCAUGGCAGAAGUGCGUGCGUAGGCCGCCGUCAAGGCCUCUGGCGACGUAGAAGUAGACGGCGGUCUGCUCCGUGUCUCCAUCAUGGCGCUUGGCGUCGGCAAGUACGAGCAGGCCAAAUGGGCCAAGCGCGCCACGACCGGCUGCGCCACCGCUGGUGCUGCAGUUGUAGCCGACAUCAGCCUCCUUGGCGGCGACGACAUCGAGUGGGUCGAGGCGGAAGGAAGCCUCGAUGUCGAGCUGUGUGGCACGGUGGAGGCUGAGAGGGAAGACAGAACCGUGGUCGACGGUGAUGCUGCCGAGGUUGGUGGAGUUGGUACGGAGUGUCUCCACCUCCACCACUGGCCACUGGAUGAGGUUGCUGCCAGUCUUGGUGUCCAACACCACCGUGCGAGGGAUCGACUGCAACAACGGAAAACAUCAGGCAAGUAUUAGCAAUUGAUACUAAUAAUUAAUUAAUUAAUUAGUAGUUGUUAAUCUUGUUUGUAAGUGGCAUGAUUGUUUGUAC
Messenger RNA from Lolium rigidum, 3711 nucleotides. RefSeq names its product putative pentatricopeptide repeat-containing protein At1g68930. Gene Ontology annotation, biological process: RNA modification. Bases 1 to 2250 code for a protein of 749 amino acids. NCBI's taxonomy places the organism in Eukaryota, Viridiplantae, Streptophyta, Magnoliopsida, Poales, Poaceae. The record is from RefSeq and is a predicted model, not a curated record. Gene Ontology annotation, molecular function: RNA binding; protein binding; zinc ion binding. The transcript is spliced from 5 exons.